Messenger RNA from Bipolaris oryzae ATCC 44560, 645 nucleotides. RefSeq lists its product as uncharacterized. Bases 1 to 645 code for a protein of 214 amino acids. NCBI's taxonomy places the organism in Eukaryota, Fungi, Ascomycota, Dothideomycetes, Pleosporales, Pleosporaceae. Gene Ontology annotation, molecular function: protein binding. The transcript is spliced from 2 exons. The record is from RefSeq and is a predicted model, not a curated record.
AUGGCAGGCCUAGAUGAAGAGACGAUAGACGACAUCCUCUAUCUCGCGCGCACAAAUGAGGCAACGGAGCUUGAUUCGUUUCUCUCGGAACUGUCAGCUAAGGCCAAGCAGUCCAAGGCCGAAUUGCUGACCGCGGCAAUCGAUCCGUAUUCUAAGAACAGCGCACUGCAUUAUGCUGCUGCCAACGGCCACAACGACGUCAUCAAACUGCUCUUGUCGACCAGCACGGACAAGCCUCGCCCAGAGUUUCUUAAUGCCGUCAAUGAGGCAGGCAACACCCCUCUUCACUGGGCAGCCCUGAAUGGCCACCUUGAAAGCGUGAAACUUCUCAUAAAUUCAGGUGCAGACGUUACCAUUGUCAACCGAGCAGGCCACGACGCCGUGUACGAGGCGGAAAUUAACGACAAGAACGACGUGGUUGACUGGCUGCUUGGCGCCGUUGAAGAACUGGAAAAGGGCAUCGGCCAGACUGGUGAGGGGUCGGCCGAAGAGAGUGCUGACGAGGAUAUGGGCGGUGUUAAUGUGGACAGUGCAGAAGGCGACAAGACAUCCCCACAGCAGACGACAGUCGGGUCAGCGGUGGAAAAUGCCCGGCAACAGAUGGAGCACUUGAAUACCAAGGAUAGCACGACAAAGGAUGGUUGA